Molecule: messenger RNA, 3699 nt
Organism: Trypanosoma brucei brucei TREU927
Lineage: Eukaryota; Euglenozoa; Kinetoplastea; Trypanosomatida; Trypanosomatidae
Exons: 1
Coding region: 1-3699 (1232 amino acids)
Source: RefSeq, a predicted model, not a curated record
AUGAGUGACCGUCCCCGACCACCUUUUGGCGUGAAGCUUUCGUUUGGGAAAGUCGUGCAGGGGCUCGGGUCGGACGGGCGCAGCGCCUUCUUGACACCUCGGGAUGUGUCAGCGACUCCCGAUUCUAAUGUGACGAGGGGUUCAGCGGAAGCAACUGGGAGAGAACAACAACUAGACACAACUUCAGAACUGCAAAGGAGUUUUCAGUACCUCACCCCUCGCCAACAGCAGAGCAUUCUUUCUUUUUGCAGGCCUUUUACUCCCUCCAUGUCGGUUCCCCGUGGAGAGCUUCAUUCGUCUAUUGGCUCCCGUUCCACUUCACCGGUGGUGGUGCGACCGACCAAAGAUCUGCCCCCAACAAAGGAUGCCGUAGAUGCCCCUCGGAUGCCACCAACAGCGGUGAAAAGGGAAGAAAGUGUAUUUCAUGACGGAGACGGGCAAACUCCAGUGACUUCUGUACAUUCGAGUGUCGUGGCCACCCAAUCAGCGUCUGAGGCCGUAAAGCUCAGACCCCCUAAAAUUCCCGCUUCUUCUCCUUCCCCUUCCCCCUCCCCAAAAGCUGCUGUUGCUAAUGCAUCCGCAACCAGUGCCACGACUACCACCGCGGGACUUGCCACUACUGCGACUGGUGCGGAUGUAAGUGCUGAAGCGGCUGGAAGCGAUGCCGCACCGCAGGGUACUGUGUACAAUGUCUGUUCACUCUGUGGCCUCACCGUGCUACUUGGCGGGAGCUUUGCAGAGCAGCAGCAACAGUGGCAGGACCACAUUAAUUCUUGGAUGCAUCAACGUUGCUUGAAGAUGCACGCAAAUGCGCGUAACGAGAACGUGUACAUUGGUGACACCACAACCGUUUCUAUAGGCUCGCCCGUGUCACCUUCGAUGUUGAAGGCAUUGGAAGAAUUUUCAUCAUCCAUUGCUUCAUCGGAUGCGGGGCAGUCUGCGGGACGGGCCAUCCGAUUGUCCCCUGCUCCCUUGAAGUUGCCAGUUUCGGAUGAUGUGGUCACGGCGCGAGAACUAGAAGCCAGGCGAAUCACUUUCUCGUCAGAGGACAUCACGCCACGCAUUCUUGCUGAUAGCAGUGAGCACCUAUCGCUUGUUGAGAAGAAACUCUUUACUUCCGUUAAGAAGCCACAUGUAUCAGGUGAUGAUGCUGAGGUUGUUGGCAUACUGACAGACGAAAGGGAGGCAGCCACCGCUGGUAAAGCGACGUGCGAGGGAGGGGCACCGCCAAUAUGCCAGAAGCGAAAGUUGUUGAAAUCAGUCAAAGAAUCCGGAGAAACACCGAUUCGAGGAGGGUUCCGGAAGUUUGAUGUCAAUGCUGACCAAGUAAACACGUCGAGCGGUGCUGAGAUGGACGAUGCUGGUCAGAGUAAUAGCAGCAAGCGGCACUUAAAGCGGAGGCUAGAUAAAUACUUGGUUGUCAAAGAAAGGCGACUGUUACUUGCUUGCAUGCGUCACUGGUUUAACAGUAUGUUUGUGCGCGUAACGGACAAUUUUUUCUCCGUUCGAUCGCGUUCAAGCAAGGAGACACCCGAUGCUAUGGUGGCAGCAUCUCCUACAGUGAGGUGCAGUCGAACGGAUACGCCAUUGGAUGCGUAUGUUCCUGGUGUUGGGCAACAAAAGGCGUCACCGGUGGUACGUAAGGGAUCCAAGAAGCAACCGGAGCUUGUUGCUGUGGAGGCUGCUGCUGGCGGUGGUGAUAAUGAGAAGGGAGAGUUGUUGUUUAUGGCUUCACGUGUAAAAGAUUUUGCGCACAUCAAGAAGGACUCUUCCGCGGAUAGUUUAGAGAUGGAAGUGGGGAAGACGGACGUAAAGUGGUAUGUCUCUCGCCCCGCAGGGAAUUCGCGGAAGCGGGGGAAAGUCUCAUCCUGUAAACAUAAAAAAGAUGACUCAUCCACCCCGUCACUUGAAGACGACAGUAGCAUUGAGGAGCUGCUCUCCUCACUAGCACCUCCACUGCAGGAACGUGUGCGAAUGGCAAUCCGUGGGAAGCCCGUAAGCAAGUCGAAGUUUCCCAUGACAUCCGAGGUUAUUAGCAUGAUGCGGGAUUCUGUGCAGCAAGAGGUACAACAGUAUAGGGAUCAACAGUUGUUUCACCAGUUCCAACACCAACAGCAGCAGCAGCAACAUCAGCACCACGAGCAGUACCAUGACAACUACCAGCACCAUCCUGUGGCAUCCCGUUCCUCCCCAGAUGCUGUGGGGAUCCCGCAGCAACCGUUUCUUGAACGUCGGGAGUUUGGCACUAAUACCAAGGAGCUCGUGAACGAGUCGCUACGCAUUAGGGAAGGUGAGGUGGGAUCUACCAGUUUCAGAAGGGAGCAAGCCAUAGAUACCUCCGUACCAUAUGGUUACCUUUCACAAAUUUUAUCAGAAGAGACCCCCAUGAGGACUACCGGCUUAACAGAGGGUGUUGUACCCAACAAAGAAGACGAAAGGGGCGGGAAAAUACUCGCGAACGCGAUGGAAGAAGCCAGCGGGGUUGUGGGACGACAGCUACCCCGUCCGUUUCUACUAGUGGAGGGGCGUAGACAACUGAGUGGCGGAUCAUCAGGGAGUUCAGAAUGCGGGUCCGCCAUCGAAGAAAGGGGCGACGAAGCACCGCGUCCGCGUUCCAACGGCUCCCCAGAUGAUUGUAUGCGGUAUUUGAAUGCUGAAGCGAGUUUUAGCGGAAGUCGGGGCAACUCCCGAGACCGAAAGCACCGGCGAAGACGGUCGCGCGCCGUGGAGGCUGCUGAAUCGGAAAUUCGCGAACCGAGGCAAAUUUCUCAAUCGCAUAUAACGAAUCAUGCACGUAGAGGAGCGAGCCGCAAGGGGAGGCAACCCCUUUCCAUAUCCUCGAUUCACUCCACUUUGCGCGCAGGAGGUAAUAGCGAACGUCCAACUUCCCCACAAACAACGCCACGAGUACGAGGGACCUCCGGUUCCAGGGCCUCCUUUACUGUUCGAAAGGGGUCUAUGGAAGAAUGGGAUACCUCAAGCUGUACGUUUAGAGGCGUACCAGGCGAGUAUUACUGUUAUGAUGGUGAAGCCUACCAGCAUGUGGAAGACCCUACAGCCGGUGCAUUAUGUGAUAAGUUAGGUCGGCGGCUCCCGCUGUAUUUUGUACGCCGCUGUUCAAGCCCUUCGAUGUCCCCUACACGGUUCAGUUGCAUGCCAGUGACGAGGUCUCGUAGUCCCCUCGGACCUGGACGUUUGAACCCGUACUGUAGUGUUUGUGUUGAGCGCUACAACAUUGUUAUGGUUGACGAAAACAUGCGGGUCCUCUCCCCUGUAGUUAACAGAAGAGGAGGUGGGACCGGUAACUGCGCCUGCACAUUUGCAAACAGGGGAAACUCGGCCAGCGGGCGCGGCAGGGGGAAGCGAAGAUGUUCAUCGGCGUCAAACACAUUUUCCCCUCACAGAGGAAUAAGUCCUGGUGGUUGCGUUGAGACGACUGAUAUCGGCAAACGGAAACGAGGGUCCAUCGCCCUACCUACAGGGAAACAUCACCGUAUUGUGGACCUUGAGGCUCUCUCCAGUGAGCAGGUUUGGCUUCUGCAGCAGGAGCGUCGUGUUCGCUCAAUGAUAAAGGCACUGUUACGACAUGAGUUUCCUGUUAAUGAGAAGUGCCGUCAGUGGGUAGCUUACCUCAACUCGUUGAAUGACGCCGCGGAAGCGCUGAAGACGCUGCAAGUUGUGGACCUGACGGACAAAUAA